AUUAAUCCUACUACAAAUGAUGAGAUUCAUUUUGUAUGUAGGAAUUAGAAUGAGGAGGACAGAGAAAUGACAGUGAUUGAGAGCUUAAAGUGAGGUCUGAUUUAGCAUGCACGUCGUAGCACGGACAAACAGUAACAUCGUGUAUUUAUGGUCCCGCCCCGCUUUCUGCGAUACUCUCUCUCUCGCUUCUAUUUGGAAAUUCUAUGAAAGUUAGACUCACUCUCAUGGUGUGUUCUCAAAGACUAUCCAAUGAGAUAAUAAGCAUUUAGAGUUCAAGAUUGAUAUGCCAUUUUCACAAAGCUUGGGUGGACAAUGGAUGAUGAAUUUAAAUUUAAGUGGGGUACCAAGAAGGGAAAUGGUGUAGGAAAUAAAGGCUUACAAUUCUAUAACUCUUUUACUUGUGGGGGCAUUGAAUACUCUCUUUAUGACUGUGUGUGCUUCUACUCCGUUGGUAAUCCUGAGACUUAUAUUGGCAAGCUUGUGAAAUUAUUUGAGACCCCUUCUCAUGAAAGGAAAGUAAAGGUAGUGUGGUUUUUUCGUCCUACUGAAAUACGCAACUAUCUUGGUAAAGUUAAACCACAACCACAUUGGAAUGAGCUGUUUUUGGCAUCCGGUCAUGGAAAAGGUCUUUCCAAUUUCAAUAAUGCGGAAGCAGUAGUUGGAAAAUGCAAUGUUAUAUGCACCUCAGAUGACAAGAGAAAUCCUCAGGCUUCUGAAGAGGAGUUGAGAAAGGCACACUACAUUUUCUACCGCACUUUCGAUGUAGAUAGAACUGAAAUAUCAGAAAAGUUUCCUGAUGAAAUUGGUGGAACUAAAGUGGAGUUCUUCUUUAACAGGAGAAAAUAUCAGUUGAGUCAGAAUGAGCCAUUGAAGAUAAAGACAAGACAUCAUCAUCAAUCAUUCACCGAGUCUUCCUCAUCAGAAUUGACCAAAGGGGUUGACAUACCAAGUAAAAAUCCCUCGUCUGCUAGGAGAAAUGGAUCUUUGGUAAAAGAACCUGAGAAAGUUGCAGGCAGAGCUACUGUAGUUGAGCAUGGUUGCGGUUCAUCUUCAAGUGACUCUCCCAAAUUGAAAUGUGUUGCUGUUGAAGGUGGGAGUGAGCCUGGCAUACAAAUCAAAGAUAAAUCUAGAGUUAGAACUUUGGAAAUGAUUUCACCAGAGAACACAUCACAUUCCCAGCCUUACAAGAAAAGGAUAAUUGCUCUGUAUGAAAAGGGUCCUGGUAAGAAUUCUGGAGAAAAUGCAACUAAAACGUCUGUGAAAGCAGUUCCUCAACUUGCAUAUGGCAAGAGUGUCAGUACUAACAACCAUAUUGUGGAAGUAACUAGACAGCCUGACGAUGAUAGAAGGAGUUGGUUUAAACAACUACCUUGGGAAGAUAAAUUGCAGAAAGCUCAAGAAGCAGGGACCCUGGUCUUAUUAGAAAAUUUGGAUCCAUCCUUUUCAUCAGUUGAGGUUGAGGAUCUAAUGUGGCAUUCAUUUAAUGAAAGCGUUGAAGCAAGAAUGAUACAGUUUGGUGCAUUUUCAAACUCACCAUAUGCCAAGGCUUUUGUUAUAUUCAAGUCAAAACUUGCAGCUCAGUCUGCCAUAUGUAAGUUGAUCAGUAGUCACCUGAUUUUGACUGAUGGAAGACCUGUUAUUGGUCGCCCAAGAAAUCUAAGAGUAUCUGACCACGAGGCUAGUUUUGCUGGCCAUCUAGUUCUUGACAGAGUUAAGGUUCAAAGGCAGCGUGAGGAACAUAGAAAUGCUGUUGCAGUAUCGACAGCACACUGUUCACAGACCAAUACAUUUGAAUUCAAUUUGGCUAUGCAGUGGCGUGAACUGCAGGAAAAGGCAGAUUUAUGGUGGAAAGCUUUAUAUGAGAGACAAAGUAAGGAGGUAAAUGAGCUGAAGAGUCGGCUCAAACUCGAACAGUAAUUCGUAGUGGCUAACUUGGCAUUUAGGAGUAACUAUAUUUUGACAGGUUGAACUUUCUUGGGCUCUUUUCUCUUGUCCCAUACGUUAGAUUCACACGAGGGUAGCCCCCAAUUUGGACAGCAUACGAGUGUGCUACCUCUACUUCUUGUAGAAGAUUGUUCAAGCUCAUAUUUAAUUAGUUCCAAAGUUUAUCAUAUCUGAUCAAAUUUCAAAAUGGUUAAUAGUUUUUUUCAGAAAUGUACAUGAUCAGUCAUUAACUAAAGAAUUUAUGAAGCUUUUCAUUCUUCUAUGCUCAAUCUCGACUAACCUGCAUGUAUGAAAUUAUAGUUUGUCCCGAAAGAAAAAAGGAAAGGAGAAUGUAUUGAACAGAAGAAAUAUAUUUGUUUUUAUUUA
Molecule: messenger RNA, 2310 nt
Organism: Humulus lupulus (European hop)
Lineage: Eukaryota; Viridiplantae; Streptophyta; Magnoliopsida; Rosales; Cannabaceae
Product: protein ANTI-SILENCING 1
Exons: 13
Coding region: 313-1917 (534 amino acids)
Molecular function (GO): RNA binding; chromatin binding
Source: RefSeq, a predicted model, not a curated record